Thlaspi arvense is the source of this 1083-nucleotide messenger RNA. NCBI's taxonomy places the organism in Eukaryota, Viridiplantae, Streptophyta, Magnoliopsida, Brassicales, Brassicaceae. The record is from the annotation of a GenBank genome assembly.
AUGUCGAUAUCUUCGCUCAAUCAACGUUCGGAUUCGAGUCUAAGCGGAUCUCCGUUGCUGACGCUUUUCCUAGACGACGGUCUUUGUGUGUUGUACAACCCUAAAGAAGGCAAGAUUGAAAAGAUCCUUAGAGACUUUUCAGGGACUCGAUUCCUUGCAAGCUGCGGUAAUUGGUUCUUGAUGCUAGAUUCUCGAUCCAAUCUAUAUGUUACAGAUGUGUUUAGCGAGAACAGGAUCGAUCUUCCUCCAUUAGAGUCGCUCGUAUCAAAUACCUCUGCUCUGAAGCGUGUGGAAGAUAGAGAUGGUGAGUUUACGUUGGAACUAACCGAUGGCACUGUUUUCAAAGAGUUCGCGGAAGAAAUCAGGGGACGUCUAUGGGUAGACGAGAAGACGCAAGAGUUUGCUGUAGUGUGGUUCUUUGACGCCCCUGCCACUUUUUUAUGCUCUUACAAGAAAGGGAACCGUCAUUACGACUUCAUUCCGGUUGGGUUUGAAAUCCCCAAGAUGUUAACCGGCCUACGGAGUUUUGUUCUUCGGGGUUACCGUCUAUACAUUUUAACGACUCGUAGUUACGUUAGGGUCAUAGAUUUUUCUGGAGAAAAAGGUUUCGAAGAACUCACCGGGAGUGAGCCAUCAUCCCCAACGUUUUCUCCUCUUGGAUCAUACAAUUGGCACUCUAGCGUCGCUGUUACAACCGCAGGAGAGUUUUUGUUGGUCACGAACACAAUCUUUGAAAGAAGCGAGAGGACCUUCUGCAUCUACAAGAAGGAUCCUAACGCGCACCCAGAUGACUUUAUGCCCGAUCUUGUUGAGGUGGAUUCUAUUGGUGAUGAGGCCCUGCUUCUCGACUUGGGUAUCACAGUGCCUGCGAACCCUGCCCUUGGAAUCAAACCAAACACUAUCUAUUACACCCGUCAUGACCGUCUCUGUUGUGGGACGUCUCGCCACCGUCCUCAUGUCCAGCGCCCGUAUAUGGUUGACAUCUGUGUCUUCAAUCUUGCAACCAAGACCCUCGAACCCUUGCCUACUCCUCCUUCCAACAUGAAUCUCAAGGAUGCUCGAUGGAUUUUCCCUAUGUCUUGA